Eutrema salsugineum is the source of this 1053-nucleotide messenger RNA. RefSeq names its product ethylene-responsive transcription factor SHINE 3. NCBI's taxonomy places the organism in Eukaryota, Viridiplantae, Streptophyta, Magnoliopsida, Brassicales, Brassicaceae. Gene Ontology annotation, molecular function: DNA binding; DNA-binding transcription factor activity. Gene Ontology annotation, biological process: regulation of DNA-templated transcription. The transcript has 2 exons. The coding region runs from base 162 to 749 and encodes 195 amino acids. The record is from RefSeq and is a predicted model, not a curated record.
AUAGAGGACAAUAAAUAAGUAGAGAGGACGUGCAAAAAGCAAAGUAGUUGAAGGUAGAGAGAUCAGAAAAGAGGAAUCUCUCUCUCUCUCUCUCACUGCUUUUCUGAGUUCAUGUCAGAAAAACACAGAGAAAAUUAAGAACCUUAAUUUCUAACAUCAAAAUGGGACAUUCGAAGAAGUUCCGAGGUGUCCGCCAGCGUCAGUGGGGUUCUUGGGUCUCUGAGAUUCGUCAUCCUCUCAUGAAGAGAAGGGUGUGGCUAGGAACAUUCAACACAGCGGAAGAAGCGGCUAGAGCCUACGACCAAGCUGCGGUUCUAAUGAACGGUCAGAACGCAAAGACCAACUUUCCUGUCAUCAAAUCCAACGGCUUAGAUUCUCCGGACGCUAACUCUCCGUUAAGGUCGCCGAAAUCGUUAUCAGAACUCCUAAACGCCAAGCUAAGGAAGAACUGUAAAGACCAGACACCGUAUCUGACGUGUCUCCGCCUCGACAACGACAGCUCACACAUCGGCGUGUGGCAGAAACGCGCCGGGUCGAAAACGAGUCAAAACUGGGUCAAGCUUGUUGAACUCGGUGACGGCGUCAACGCAAGUGCCGGCGGUGGAAUUGGGAUUAGUAAUAUAAAGAAAAGAAACGAAGACGUGGAGGAAGAAGAUCACAUGGCAAUGCAGAUGAUCGAGGAGUUGCUCAACUGGACUUGUCCUGCUUCUGCUUCCACUGAUGGUCUAAAGGAGAAUCGUUUGAAUUAGAUGACCAAGAAAACCACAAAAAAGAGGGAGAAUAAUAAUCAAGGGUAUAAUCCAGAGCUUUCAUUAAUACUUUCCCAACAUAUUUUAUUUCUAAAGAGUGCUAAUUAGUAAUAUCUGCUGACUUUGUCGGCAUUGAUAUAAUUACAUAGAGGAGAUUAUGGAGUAGACCAGACAUGAUAAGAAGGUACAAAAUGGUAGGGAAGAUAAUAAAUUAGUUUAAAAGAAGAGUACGUAAACACUAAAUGUGAAAGAGACUUGUCACUCUUUUUAAACACAUCUGCGAAUCAGAUUCUUGUGAUUCGAA